This is a messenger RNA of Castor canadensis (American beaver), 1967 nucleotides long. NCBI's taxonomy places the organism in Eukaryota, Metazoa, Chordata, Mammalia, Rodentia, Castoridae. The record is from RefSeq and is a predicted model, not a curated record.
UCAUCCAGCAUGCUGUGCCCACCCCAUGCCAAGGUGCACUGACCAUGAGCCUCAACUCCUCCCUUGGCCACAGGAAGGAGCUAAGCAACCUCACCGUGGAGGAGGGAGGUGAAGGGGGUGUGAUCGUCACCGAGUUCAUUGCCAUUAUCAUCAUCACCGUGUUUGUCUGCCUGGGAAACCUGGUCAUCGUGGUUACCUUGUACAAGAAGUCCUACCUUCUCACCCUCAGCAACAAGUUUGUCUUCAGCCUGACCCUAUCCAACUUCUUGCUGUCUGUGUUGGUGCUGCCAUUUGUGGUGACUAGCUCCAUCCGGAGGGAAUGGAUCUUCGGUGUGGUCUGGUGCAACUUCUCUGCCCUCCUCUACUUGCUGAUCAGCUCGGCCAGCAUGCUCACCCUCGGGGUCAUUGCCAUAGACCGCUAUUAUGCUGUCCUAUACCCGAUGGUGUACCCCAUGAAGAUCACAGGGAAUCGGGCUGUGAUGGCGCUUGUCUACAUCUGGCUUCACUCCCUCGUCGGCUGCCUGCCUCCCCUAUUUGGUUGGUCUUCGGUGGAGUUUGACGAGUUCAAGUGGAUGUGUGUGGCUGCCUGGCACCGAGAGCCUGGAUACACUGCCUUCUGGCAGAUCUGGUGCGCCUUGUUCCCCUUUCUGGUCAUGCUGGUGUGCUAUGGCUUCAUCUUCCGUGUGGCCAGGGUCAAGGCACGCAAGGUGCACUGUGGCACGGUGGUCAUUGUGGAGGAGGAUGCACAGAGGAGUGGGAGGAAAAACUCAAGCACCUCCACCUCCUCUUCUGGCAGUAGGAGGAAUGCCUUUCAGGGCGUGGUCUACUCAGCCAACCAGUGCAAAGCCCUCAUUACCAUCCUGGUGGUCCUUGGUGCUUUCAUGGUCACCUGGGGCCCCUACAUGGUUGUUAUCACUUCUGAGGCACUCUGGGGGAAGAACUAUGUAUCCCCCACCCUGGAGACCUGGGCCACAUGGCUGUCCUUCACGAGCGCUAUCUGCCACCCCCUUAUCUACGGACUCUGGAACAAGACAGUUCGCAAGGAACUCCUGGGCAUGUGCUUUGGGGACCGGUAUUACCGGGAACCCUUUGUGCAGCGACAGAGAACUUCCAGGCUCUUCAGCAUUUCCAACAGGAUCACAGGUAACUUGGGAACCUCCUUUCCGCACUGGGCAGACAAGACCGCCCUCGGGGAUUCCCACCCCACCGCACCCCACGAGCCCCUAAUUCUCGUCCGGAAUUCCGCGGGGCCCCGCCCUCAGUCCCGGAAGAUACGGCCCUCUCCCCCGGAAGUUCUGGCCCCGCCCCCGGAAGUCCCUGGCCCCGCCCUCCCCCCCGGAAGUCCCUGGCCCCGUCCUCACCCCGGAAGUCCGCGCGACACGGCCCUCACUCCCGGAAGUCUGCGCGACCUGGCCCUCCCUCCCGGAAGUCCCUGGCCCUGUCCUCACUCCGGGAAGGCCUGGCCCCGCCCCCUCUCCCGGAAGUUCCCUGGCCCCGCCCACACCCCGGAAGUCCGCGCGACACGGCCCUCACUCACGGAAGUCUGCGCGACAAGGUCCUCUCCCCCGGAAGUCCCUGGCCCCGCCUUCGCCCGGAAGUCAGCGCGGCUGCGAUUCCCCACACUCUCGCCGGUUUGCAUCCGUGGAUUGCGGCGCAGGUGCGCGCGCCCCGGUGGGGUCCAGGGCGGGUGGCCCCGCGCUUUUCCCCCGCGUCGUGGGCGCGUUCUGCGUUCCCACCUUCAGCUGGGCCUGCCCAGGGGUGGCACUCGCGGCCUCUUGGUCCUCCACGUCGAGUGGCUCCCGCGACCCGGGUCGUCCUCCGCAGAGGGCAGCGUCCUCUCUCGGACCCGUAAGCCCGGGACGCGGGGCCGAUUGCGGGCUGAGCAGACCUGGCCCUGGGAUGCGCGUGUGUACGGGCGCGCGGGGCCUGGGCGUCUGUGGACCUUGAAGCGGAGGGGCGAGUCGUAG